GUAAAUAUAACCUAAAAAAUUUGACAGUGACACGGACAUUUAAUGGUUUAUUAUGAUUAUUAUACCUAUUUUUAUUUACAUCCUUUAUUAAUAAAAUCUACCAAAAAACCCGUUUUCUUAUAAUUUAAUCACACGAAGAGCUAAAAAAUGUUUUCAAAAAGUAAAGAAAGUGAUGACACACCUGCGGAGUUGGAGUCUCAAUUUAUUUUACGUUUGCCUUUGGAACCAGCUAAAAUUCUUAGAGAAGCCUUACGCAAUAGCGAAAAUCUUAAAGACCGGUUUUCAAUUAAAAUUGAUGCUGAUCAGAGGCAUGGUGAAGUUCGUCUUGACCACUGGCUGUUACCCAGCAAACUUGUCGAUUUACCUACCAUAAUUGAAUCCCUAAAGACCAUAGACAACAAAAGUUUUUAUAAAACUGCCGACAUUUGUCAAAUGUUGUUGUGUAAAGAAGAGGAUGACCAAACUACUGAUGAAGAGAGUCCACAGAAAAAGAAGAAAGAUCCGAAUAAGGUAGAUAAGAAGUAUUUGUGGCCCCAUGGAAUCACUCCACCAACAAAAAAUGUUAGACGGAGAAGGUUUAGGAAGACCUUAAAGAAGAAGUAUGUUGAAGCUCCUGAGAUUGAAAAGGAGGUCAAAAGGCUGUUAAGGAUUGAUAAUGAUGCUGUAAGUGUUAAAUGGGAAGUUAUAAACGAGGAUGAUGACAACAAAGUAAAUAAAGGGACUGUAGUGAUCAAAAAAGAAACUGUAGAUCCAGAAUCGCAGCCUAAGGUGGCCGAAGAUGACAUUUUUGGUGGAGCUGUUAGUGACUCUGAAGAUGAAGAUGCUCAUUUAAAUGUUAUGGACGUGAUUGAUGAAAACAGCCAGAAUUCCGCGGAUGACAGUCAUUUGACUGAUUCAAAUUCAGUUUUGAACCACUCAGCCGACCAGAAAUUAAUAACAGAGUUUACAAGCGAAAUGUUUGAUGCAUCAUCUUCAAUGAUUCAAGACGUGGAUUAUUAUGGGCAAUCAUCAUCCAAUACUCUUACAUUUAGUGAGCAGAAUAUGACCUUUUCUGAAAAUAAUUUGAAUAAAGAAACUAUUGAGGCAAAACUGCAGGAACUGACCAUAGAAUUAAACGACAUUAAAACAAGAAGGAUUGAGCAAGAGAUGAAAAUCGAAAACAUCGAAAAUUUGGCUUUAAGGCAGCGAUUCCAAGCCAAUGUCGAGAGGCUGCUUCAGGAGCAGCUUGAAAAGGAACAUGAUAUUUAUGAGCUGCAAGAGCUGAUGAAACAAAUUGAUUAAAAGCAUGUUUUUCGAACACUUUUUAUUUAUAAUGUUAUACUCAUUUCUUUUUAUUUUUCUUUAUAUUAUUUUUGUUUUAUGCGUAAAUAUAUGAUGAUUUAAGCCAUA
This is a messenger RNA of Anthonomus grandis grandis, 1389 nucleotides long. It is a transcript of the gene Taf7, whose product is annotated as transcription initiation factor TFIID subunit 7. Gene Ontology annotation, molecular function: RNA polymerase II general transcription initiation factor activity. The transcript is spliced from 6 exons. The record is from RefSeq and is a predicted model, not a curated record. NCBI's taxonomy places the organism in Eukaryota, Metazoa, Arthropoda, Insecta, Coleoptera, Curculionidae. Bases 148 to 1281 code for a protein of 377 amino acids. Gene Ontology annotation, biological process: RNA polymerase II preinitiation complex assembly; transcription initiation at RNA polymerase II promoter. Gene Ontology annotation, cellular component: transcription factor TFIID complex.